GGAAAAAUAAAGAACUUAAAUAUGUAGUCAAUUCAGACACUAAAGAAAAAGGUACCGUGGUCCCACUGUUUUGUUGGCAUGGCACACUUUGAAGUAUCAUGUCUUUCAGUACGAUGGUAUUAAGGUACAAUUACUAUCUGAUACCAUUAAGGUACCAUGGUACCACCACAGUAAUUUGUUGUAAGGGGUAAAUGGAUCAAGUUAGGUAUAACCUACGGACCUUAUUUGAGGUUGCGCAAUACUUAAAGCAAUAUUUCUGGAUCAAAAUAAAUUACGCUUAAUCAACUGAAUGUGGCAUAACAUUGAUUACCACAAAAACGUAUUUUGACCUGUCCCUCCUUUCUUUAAACAAAAGCAAAAUUCUGGGUAACAAUGAGGCACUUACAAUGGAAGUGAAUGGGGCCAAUCCGUAAACGUUACAAUACUUGCAGUUUCAAAAGUAUUGCCACAAGACGUAAACAAUAUGUGUGUUAACAUGAUUUUAGUGACAAAACUGCCUACUGACCUUAUCUGUGUAAAGUUAUAUCCAGUUUUACAACUUUGUUGCCAUGACGAUGUAAUGCCGUAAACCCUAAAAUGACUGAAAUAGCUAGGGAUGCACCGAUGUAUCGGCUGCCGAUAUUAAUCAGCCAAUUAUUGACCAAAUUAAAACCAUCGGCAUAUUGGUUAUAAGCAUGAAAAUGCAGAUAUGGAAAAACUAUGGUUUAUUUAUAACUAAUUAGUAACACACUUUGUAAAAACACAUGUAAUUUUUUUUUAUUCUUUCUCGUUCUUAUGUUAAUGCGGAAAAACCGCCAUAAAAGGACGUGACCAUGUAGGCUGCAUGAUGAGAGAAACCAUCCAAAACUUUGAUUUCUGAGACAUUGCAUAACAUCCAUUAAUGCUGCAUGAUUGAUUGAAUUAAGAUUGAAAUCGCAACAUGGCCUUGUGCGAUUACUAAACCUUAAAGGCUAUGUUUCAAAAUAUAGUCUUCAUUCAGCGCUGUUUGAGCAAGUGGCACAAUCUGGCAGUCUUGAGGCGUCGUGAUGAAUUGUGUCUGCUUGUAAAAUAGAGUCCGCAUCUGAUGUCAUAGCGACUUUUAAUGAGUACUAUAUUCACUGCCUGAGUAAAAAUCCUACAAAAUUAUUUUAUGAUGCAUGUCAAUACAAAUUUGAAAAUAUGAUAUUAAAUGACUUCUAAAUAAUUUGUUACACAUAAUAGUAUAUUGCCAAAUCUAUAGAUCGUGAAAUUAAACAUUUCUUGUUCUGUGUUUUCAGUUCGCUUCCAUUUGGCAAGCUAUCUGCUACAGAAUUACUGAACCACAAAAUAUUUCACAUAUUUAACACACCUUACAAUCUUAUGACCACCAGCAAUUAUGAUGGAAAAACCAUUGUGCCAUCAGCAGUUACCCCCUGGGGAGUCUAUUUCAUGGGCGAACACAAUAAUGACAUUAUCAUGACAGCGGCUUUGUCCAUUAUCCCAAUAAAAUACAGAAUUUAAAAGGGGGUUUUGUUUCUUUAGUUAAAGGUGCACUCAGUAAUCCAAUACACUUUUUGUCAAAUUUUGUAAAUAUCUCCUCACAGUCUGCUAGCUGUCUGUUCUGUGGGUGGGCUGAAAAAACAUCUAGUAUUUGUACACAGCCCUGGCUCUGUAAAUGGGACAAAAAAGAUGGAUCAGACCGAUCCACACAACACUACUCCAGCCAAUCAGCAACAGGGGGUGGUUCUUGCGUGAGCACAGGAUAGGGAGUGGGGGCAGAGCGACGGCAAAUCUGGCCAAUACAAACUUUCUAAACUCCAAGGACAACAAAUGGCUGAGAAACAGAUCAAGAGAAAAAGGUCAGAUGAAUAUACACUAAAAAAGGAUUAUGAUAAGUCGAGGGCUAGGAGACGCGUCAACAUCGGCGAGGCUUUUCAGCGGUGGAGAGACCAGGGGGAAAUCUGCACCAUGGGGGAUAUUUACAUAUUCACAGUAGAUCUUGGUGAGUUUUCACCAGAAGAAGUGAUUGUUACUUCCACCAAUAACCUCAUACAAGUCUGUGCUGAAAAGUUGGCAUCGGAUGGCACAAUUGUGAACAAUAUUUGUCAAAAGUGCCAGUUCCCUGGUGAAGUGGAUCCAAUGUCAAUCACAUCUUCUCUUGGGACAGGUGGAGUUUUGAGUAUUAAAGCUCACAAAUGCACUACAAAAGGCCUGGCAAUCAUGGAAUCAAGCAAAGAAGUUGCUGAUGCAACAGUGACGUCCGACUUUUUACUGACACCUAUCGGCGUUGAUGCAAUAUCACACAAAUGCAGACGUAGAAGUUGUCAGACCUAUUUGUUGACUAAGACUGAGAAAAAGUGAGUACCAUGAGGGGCCUUAUGUAGAAUAAAACAGUUUUGUCUACGCCUCUGACAUGACAAUAAUAAUAAUAAUAAUUAAAAAAAAGUACAUUUAAUUUCUUAAGGUAUACUUUGGAAAAAAUAUU
Molecule: messenger RNA, 2443 nt
Organism: Myxocyprinus asiaticus (Chinese sucker)
Lineage: Eukaryota; Metazoa; Chordata; Actinopteri; Cypriniformes; Catostomidae
Exons: 4
Coding region: 1789-2319 (176 amino acids)
Cellular component (GO): nucleus; cytoplasm
Source: RefSeq, a predicted model, not a curated record